Messenger RNA from Solanum lycopersicum (tomato), 659 nucleotides. RefSeq lists its product as uncharacterized. Gene Ontology annotation, cellular component: mitochondrial large ribosomal subunit. Gene Ontology annotation, biological process: translation. Lineage: Eukaryota; Viridiplantae; Streptophyta; Magnoliopsida; Solanales; Solanaceae. Gene Ontology annotation, molecular function: structural constituent of ribosome. The record is from RefSeq and is a predicted model, not a curated record.
UUCUGCUUAUUCUCAGCACGGCCAAAACCCAGCAAAAAUGGCGUUAAGGGGAACGAUGCUACGAACCGCCGGGAAGUUCGCCGGCGUGAACUCCAGUCUCCGACGAUUUGCCCACAUCACUUCCCGUCCGGCGCCUCUAGAUAGCGUGGUUGAUCGGCCGACGGCGACAUCACCGUCGUUGGUUUUACCUGAAAAUGAGAAUAACAGCAAUAUGUUUCCAAAUUCACCUUUCAAUUGGGGGUCCAUGGAGCUUAUGGCUGUCCCUAAGAAGAAGGUUUCUCCUCACAAGAGAGGCAUAAGGAAUGGACCAAAGGCUCUAAAACCCGUUCCAGUGAUUAUUCGUUGCAAGGCUUGUGGUCGAGUCAAGUUGCCACAUUUCUUUUGUUGCAGUGGGAUUAAGCAAAACCCUGGUGAAGAGAACAAUUCCACCGGUUGAUCAAAUCGAAGGGAUUAUUUUCUUCAUUUUCAAAUCCCUUUCUUUGUAGUAGAAUCUCCGGUUAGAAACUAGGAAGGCUACGUUAUAUCAUGCCGGCAUUGUGUACAAUAGUGUAGUCAUUGCAGCAUGUACUCAAAUUCUAUAUCAGUUGCUUUAUUUCACUUCAAUUGGUGACAAGUAAAUCUUGCCAAAUAAUAAGAAUUGGAGACUAGAAAGCAUACCA